AUGGCUGCGAGGAAGGAUUUCGUCGGAGAUAUCAAUCCAACCAAGCUUGCCUGGUCUUUGGUUGUGGGGGUUGCUCGAUUGUAUGAGUUUCCAAGUCAGUGGAACAAGAAUGAGGUGUUUAGCUUGGAGUUGGUUUUACAAGAUGAGAAGGGUGAUAGAAUUCAUGCAACCGUUUGUAAGCCUGGGUUGGAGUUGUUCAAAAAUAGGAUAAAGGAGCAUUGUGUUUAUAGUAUGCAAAAUUUUAUUGUCAAGCUUAACAAUGGAAAGGUUAGGACAACUCCUCACAAGUACAAGCUUAACUUUUAUACAAAGACUGUGGUGGCAGCCCUACCUAUUGAGACUUUUGCUUUUAACCCAUUCAAAUUCCGUCCGUUUCAUGAACUUGAUGAAAAUGGUCCAACCGACGGAAAUUUAUUAUUUGAUUACAUAGGAGAGGUUGUUGGAAAGGAGGAGGUCAGAGGGCUGAUUACGCGCACUGGUGAUGAAACGAAGCUUAUUACACUUCAGUUGGAAGAUCUAGAAAAGUACAAAAUUAAAUGUACAUUGCUUGGGGAAUUGGUCGAUGAAGUUCUUUCACAUCUCGAGCAAGAUGAUGGGGAGCCUUUCCUAAUAGUGGUUCAGCUCUUUAAGUCCAACAUGUACUUGAAUUCUGUCAAUAUUCAAAGCACCUACUAUGUGUUCACAUGUUACUUCAAUCCAAACCUUCCUGAGGUUAUUGACUACAAGAAAAGAUUGGCAACUGAUUUUAUUUCAUGUUCACAACGAAUUAGUCAGUUGAAAACUCAACCUCAAUACUUAGUCACAGAUGAGAUCAAUGCCAGCAUUGUACCAGUGCGCACUAUAGAAGAGGUUCUUAAUAUGACUGAGAGGUUGGUAAAGAUGAUUGGUCCUAUAUAUCGUGUAAGACAUGUCCUAAGAAGGUUGUGUAGAGCAAAGAUAGGUAUUGGUGUGAUAAUUAUAGGCGUGUAG
Molecule: messenger RNA, 969 nt
Organism: Arachis duranensis
Lineage: Eukaryota; Viridiplantae; Streptophyta; Magnoliopsida; Fabales; Fabaceae
Exons: 6
Coding region: 1-969 (322 amino acids)
Source: RefSeq, a predicted model, not a curated record